AUCGGGGCCCAGAUCAGUGCAUACCCCGAUGUCCGAGUUGUGACUAUCGUGGCGCCCGAUUCGCUUGCCAGUUUAGUUAGCAACAUGAACGCCCAGAGGUGUGCUAAUGGUGCGUCCACAAAUGCUCACGAUGUCAAGUAUCGACUGUCAUAUUCAGUUUCUGAUGAUUCAACUUCUAUAAUCGACCUCUACCUGUGCCCUGAUGCUGGCCAUACUUGGAUGGUUUGGGUGGCCCACUAA
Messenger RNA from Cantharellus anzutake, 240 nucleotides. RefSeq lists its product as uncharacterized. The record is from RefSeq and is a predicted model, not a curated record. The transcript has a single exon. NCBI's taxonomy places the organism in Eukaryota, Fungi, Basidiomycota, Agaricomycetes, Cantharellales, Hydnaceae. The annotation marks the transcript as partial. Gene Ontology annotation, molecular function: hydrolase activity, hydrolyzing O-glycosyl compounds. Gene Ontology annotation, biological process: cellulose catabolic process.